Messenger RNA from Ambispora gerdemannii, 1995 nucleotides. The record is from the annotation of a GenBank genome assembly. NCBI's taxonomy places the organism in Eukaryota, Fungi, Glomeromycota, Glomeromycetes, Archaeosporales, Ambisporaceae.
AUGCUGUUUAUGUUUAAAACUGGGCGAACGAUGUUUAAGGAGACGUCGACAUUCUAUUAUGUACGAAUUGUCACUGCGACAUUAGUACUACUAACAUACACUUCUUACCUGGCUUUUUUGGCAUACCAAAUCUGGACUGAUAUCCCAGUAAUACAACCUGCUCAUGAAUUCUUAUCAACAAUGGAUGCACCAGAUAUUGAGAUAUGUGGAUGGAACAGUGAUGUUGAAAUUGUUCGAUGUGAUUUUACAUGGCGAAAUUGGACAAUCUCACAAUAUAAAAAUUGCAUGACGCCAGAUGGAUUUCAAUAUGUAUACCCGGGACCUCGCCCAGAUCCAAGUAUUUUCUGUUACUUGUUCACAACAAAUUAUACCGCGUUGUUUGGGAUGGAUGAUGUUCCGGAUACGCUUGUAAAUAUCGAUUUUUAUUAUAAAAUUACGAAUCUUACAUCAGCGAUUAAAGCUUCUGUUUCGGUGGCCACUAUAGCGAUGCAAUUAUUCUCGCCUGAUUUUAAUCCUCUUUGGAAUAAAUCGAUACCAACAACAACAAUGGAGAAAUUUAUUGAUGCCGAUUUCAGACUGCAGGGUAAUAAUUUUGCUGGAAUUCAAAAUUACUCGACAAAUGUGAAAUAUCGUAAAGUAACAUAUCGAAUAAUAUCCAAACACGAUUUUAAGGGUCUUCUUGGACUCGUACCAAAAUAUGAUAACACUUCAAUUUUUGUGGCUUCGACUACGUAUUAUCCACUACAUGGAAAUAACUCGAAUUUCACAGAAAACACGGACACCGGGCAUUUUAGUGUGGCGGUAGGAAGCUUUGUGCAUGAAUUGAAAUCAGAGAAAAGAUCACACACUGUUCUUGGUUCUUUAGGCGUCGCCGGUGGCGGUUUUGGAUUGAUCUGUGGAAUUUACAUACUUUUAUUCGGGGAACCUAAAACUAAACCUUGGGGACUAAUGCACCGAAUGAUGAAAUCGGAAAUUGCAAAAGUCGGUGACCCCGAGAAUACUCCAUUAGUUACACCAGUAUAUAGUAGAAACGUAGCUCAUUUAACACACGAAGAGCGUACAACACGUCUCGAAGACCGAAUAUACGACUUAGAAUCGUUACUCACAGACUAUUUUCUAGACGCGAGUCCACUACGAAGAGCACACAAAAGGGAUAUGGGUGAAAAUCUUGCUGUGGCACAAGCGCUCAAAAAACAUUAUCCUGAAAAAUUCAAAGUUGUUGUCUAUGAACGCGAUAAAGAACCUCGAUGUUGCACGUUGGCAAGGAUAUCAUGUAACUUUGAUUCCACAAGCAUCAAGAAGCUUGAUCUCUGCAAUCCUCAGAAUUUAUUAUCACGACUAAAUCGAGUUAUGACCAACAUUGACCCUCGAGGGAAAUUCUCUGUGUUUUAUCGAAGAACAUGGCAAAAUUUUAGUGGAAAUGGAAGCGCAACAAAUAAACUUCGUGAAACGUUGUUAGAAGGUAUAGAAAUUCAUUGGGAAAACGGUGUUGUGGGUACGAAGAAACAGAUAAUGUCUAAUCCUGAACCACGGUUCAGAAUGACACUUUCAUACUCUUCACUUCCACACUAUUUUGAUGUCUCUGGUCCAGAUAAAAGUCCCAGUGAUCUGGUUACUUCCCGAAUUAAAAAGGAACCUCCCAGUGAAUUAAACUCGAUUCUUCUUGAAUUAUGGUCCCUCGUACUACGGCGCCCGAUCCAAAGAAUGGAAAUUGUCAAAGAUUACUUUACUUGGGGAUGCUAUUCAUACUAUGAAUGGAUACCUCGGGCUUGUCUGAAUCACGCAAUUAUUGACACGAAUGCUCUCGUAUAUGCUCUUUCUCAUUUCGAUGACGAAGGAUGGGAAAGUUGCGUUGCGAAAUAUGAAAAAGAAAUGAGACCACGAACUUAUCCGGCUAUCAAUAUGCGUUGGCCGGGAAUCGAACCCGGGACGCGUGCUUGGAAGGCAUGCAUGCUAACCACUACACCACCAACGCCUAUGCCUGCAUAUUUAUAG